GCGCGUCCCUCUCCGGACCGCGUUUUUCGACGACGCGCGCGCGCGGGAAACGAAAGUAAGCCCACGCGGACGCGGACGACGAGCGGUCGCGGUCGUCGUCGUCUCGCCGCGCGCCGCCGCCGACCGCGCGUCCGACGCGCCGCCGCCGCCGCCUUCGCCCAUUCCGCCGCGCUCGAGCCCGCUGCGGAGUCCGCUCCCGGUGAUCGAGGUCAGCGCGGGCGGCGGCGAGACUCGACGGUGGGGACGCGCGCUGGACGGCACCGACGGCUUUAUCGAUCUGCCGCCGCACGCGUCGUCGUCGUCCAACGCGGACGCCGUCGACGACGACGCCGACGACGGCGGCGGCGGCGGCGGCGGCUUCAAGUGGGACCCGCGCGAGUCCCCGCGUCUGCGCGCGAUGUUCCUCCCCGCGGGGUACCCGGACACGGUCUCGAGCGACUACGCGCGAUGGCUCCGGUGGCAUCUCUUCAGCAACUUUUUCAGAAACGUUCUCGAGGUGCUCACGUCGCAGUCUCUCCUCGUCGCGCUCGGGAUGGGCUCCACCCCCGGCGCGCUCCCGCUUGCCGCCGCGACGAAGUGGGUCCUGAAAGACGGCGUCGGCUCUUUCGCGACGUUGCUGUCCGGCGUCGUCGGCGCGCAGCGAUACGACGAAGACCCGAAGCGGUGCGCGACGUUCGUGCGAGCGGGCGCGCUGACCGGGCGCACGUCGCUCGUCAACGGGACGUUCAUGCAGCACUUCGGGAGGAAUCAAAACGCGGGGGACAUACGCGCGAAGCUCGAGGUGCAGGGAAAGUGGCUCGCUUUGUGCGCGUUGCCGACUGGGAUUUUCAUCUUCCGCGGCGUCAGCGGCGCGUUCGAGCCGUUGCCACCGGAAACGCUCGAAACGAUGACGUUACUCGAUCACCUCACGCGGAGCCUCCCCGUGAUCAGCGCGUACGGCGCGGUCGUCGGCGGGCACUCGUUCUUAUCCUGGAAAGCCGCGAGCGUGUUGCGCGUCGACGUGUUGAAUCGGUUUCGCUUGUUGAAAGCCGCGAGGGAGUUCGUGGACGGCGGCGAGGAGCGCGUGUCGCGCGCGGCGACGGCGGCGGCGGCGGCGUUCGCGGAGGCGCGCGUCGACGCGUUCGCGCGCGCGUUGGAAGAGAAGAAGUGGCGGACGGAUUUCGUGCAGAUGGGGACGGCGCCGCGGUACCGUCUGAGAGGACGCGUCGCGGUGGACGCCGACGCGGAUGACGUCGCGGCGGUGAACGAGAUCGAGCUGCUCGUCGAGUGA
This is a messenger RNA of Micromonas pusilla CCMP1545, 1270 nucleotides long. RefSeq lists its product as uncharacterized. The transcript is spliced from 5 exons. The record is from RefSeq and is a predicted model, not a curated record. The coding region runs from base 398 to 1270 and encodes 290 amino acids. NCBI's taxonomy places the organism in Eukaryota, Viridiplantae, Chlorophyta, Mamiellophyceae, Mamiellales, Mamiellaceae.